Molecule: messenger RNA, 1841 nt
Organism: Lucilia sericata (common green bottle fly)
Lineage: Eukaryota; Metazoa; Arthropoda; Insecta; Diptera; Calliphoridae
Exons: 4
Coding region: 136-1794 (552 amino acids)
Source: RefSeq, a predicted model, not a curated record
AAAUGAUAUUCAAAAUAAAUUAAAUUCAUCACAUACAUAAUUAUAUUUUAUGAUCCAGAAUUUGUGUUAAAUUUUUCAUAAAAUUUAAUAAAAAAUUUCAAGUUUUUUCUUUACUAAAAUGUACAUAUUGAAACAAUGGUAAAUCGUUCAAAUCGCUGUUCAAAUGUGUUAACCGCAUCUAGAACAUCUAGUUGCACGGAUUAUAUAUAUCACUGCUGCCCAAGAAGUUGCAUUAAUACGUGUUGUCGAGAUCAGUGUGAAUUUAUAAACAAUCGAACUUAUACAACUUUAAGAAAAAUUUGUCACAAAAUCUUUAAGGACUACAAUCGUUCUCAGUGCCGUGAAAAAUAUACGGUAUUUGAUGGUGGCAAUAGUAUCAAUGUCAGAAUACACCGAUCAGGUUCUCGUGACGAUGGAAAUAAUAAAGAUCAGAGAUAUGAAAAAUCUAGUGAAGAUCGUUACCGAUUACAUAGUAUAAAGAAAGAUGGUGUUGGUCAGGAGUCCAGAGGAGACAAACUUUUUGUAAGGAAGGAAGGGAAAGAUGAAGAGAAAUUUAAUUUUGAUGUCAAUGUAUCUAAUCGUGAAAAGACGAUGAGAAGUAAGAGUAAAGAAGCUGGGGAAGAAGUAAUAGACUAUUACGAUAAAAGAAAUCAAAAAUGGAAAAGUAGCAAGCGUAGGGAGAGGGAAAGCAACGGGUACGAUGAAAAUGAUCCUGGCAAAACAUUGAAAGGAAGAGAAAAGUUUUUUCAUGGAAUUGGUAAAAAAGGCAACAGAAAUAAUGUUCCCGAUAUCAAUGAUAGAACCAAAGAAGAUUUCAUAAAUAAAAAGAAGGAACAAUCCUCGAGAGUUAACAGUGGCAAUUUCAGAGAUGAUAGUGAAUCAGAUGAAAACUACAAUGAAAAAGAAAGGUUUGGAAACCGUGAUAGCAAAAAGAAAGAAAAGAACAGUAGAAAUCUAAAGAAAGGAGAACCAACUUAUAAAGAACGUGAGUUAAGCCCAUCUGAAAUGGAUAAUACAAAAACUAAAAAGGGGAAGAAUAAAUAUAAGAAAGAUAAAGAUGGAGCAGAUAUUGGAAGUGAUGAUGCAUAUACUAAAAAAAGAACAUACGGAAAGGGAAAUACAAAUAAAUAUAUACAAGAUAGAGAUGGUGCUGAAAUUGGUAGUGAUGGAGAAUAUACUCAAAAGAGAACAUACGGAAAGGGAAAUAAAAAUAAAUAUAAGAAAAAUAAAGAUGGUGCGUAUAUAGAUAAUGAUGAUGAUUAUACUCAUAAGAGAGCAUACGGAAAGGGAAAUAAAGAUGGCAAUUUCGAAAAUACUACAAGAAAUGUGAGUAAACGGAGUUCGAGAAAAUCAAAAAGUCAUAAUAAAAAUCGCAAAACAUCAAGAAAUGUCAGGCAAGAUAAAUAUCGCAAGUCCCAAGAUUUCGAUGAUAUUAAUAAGCCCAAAGGAAAGAAUUAUCGUAUUGUUACUAAUUUACAUGCUAAAGUUCGACGAGGAGACAAUAUUGGUCUUAAUAAUGAAUCGAAUUUUAAUCAAAUAAGAAAGUUGCAAGGAUUAAUGUUUAAAAAAACGGAAUCUCUUCAAUAUAGAUAUACCAAACCAUCACGAGCUGAUGAAGUUAAAGCAUGUGACUAUUUACGAGCACUCAUGGAACAGCGUGAUUUAUGUAGUCAGUUGACUUGCCCUCAACAUUCAAAUCAAUUUGGCCCCCAUAUAUGCAUUUCCCAGACAUGUAAUUCAAGUUGUUGCGCAAAAACUGUUAUUUCAUGCUUUUCGGAAUCUUGCAAAUGUUAAAAUAUUUAAUUUUUUGUUACUUUCCAUUAAAUGUCAUUGUUUCGGAU